Messenger RNA from Bacillus rossius redtenbacheri, 6376 nucleotides. RefSeq names its product coiled-coil domain-containing protein 6. The record is from RefSeq and is a predicted model, not a curated record. The transcript is spliced from 3 exons. Bases 417 to 1673 code for a protein of 418 amino acids. NCBI's taxonomy places the organism in Eukaryota, Metazoa, Arthropoda, Insecta, Phasmatodea, Bacillidae.
GAAAGACCAAUGGCCAAUCUGUUUUAAACGUAUGACGGCGCUAUUUAGGGAAGCGUGUUGAAAAUUUUUUUGUGUUUUCUUUUUUCUCCUUCUUGUGGUUAGCUAACUAAAUUGUGAUGAAUGAGAAAUUUAAACGCUAUUAGUAUUCACCAAGUACAAUUUUCGCUCAGCAGUUUAAAUUGUGUAAGUAGCAAAUUGGAAGUGGGACACAUAACCUUGUUGAAAAAAACACAAAUUAAGCCGGGUUUGCUUGAAGCAUGUAAAAUAAUCCAGCAGAACUGAAGAAUAGUCGUGAGGACAGAGUUUUACGUGCAGGUUCGCGACGGGCGGGUGGAUAUAGUUUUCUCGUGUUUGAAGUUGACGGUGACGGCUGAAAGCUGGAGUCGUUUGGGAUCAACUUCACGGACAACAGCAGGAUGGCGGACAGCGCCAGCGAGAGCGACUCCAGCUCCAUCGACGGAGGUCCGAUCAUGAUGCCUCCGUCGCCGGUCACGCGCGAACAGCUCCAGAAGCGGAUCGAGUCGUUGCAGCAGCAGAACAGGGUGCUGAAAGUGGAGCUGGAGACGUACAAGUUGCGAGUGAAGGCCUUGCAGGAGGAGAACAAGAACCUCCGCAAGGCGUCGGUGAUCAUCCAGGCGAAGGCCGAGCAGGAGGAGGAGUACAUCAGCAACACGCUGCUGAAGAAGAUCCAGUCCUUGAAGAAGGAGAAAGAAACGCUGGUCCACCACUACGAGCAGGAAGAGGAGUGCCUGACGAACGACCUGACGCGGAAGCUGAACCAGCUCCGGCAGGAGAAGUGCUGCCUGGAGCAGACCUUGGAGCAGGAGCAGGAGUGCCUGGUGAACAAGCUGAUGCGCAAGAUCGAGAAGCUGGAGGCGGAGACCUCGGCCAAGCAGGCCAACCUGGAGCAGCUGCGCCGGGAGAAGGUGGAGCUGGAGAACACGCUGGAGCAGGAGCAGGAGGCGCUGGUGAACCGGCUCUGGAAGGACAUGGAGAAGCUGGAGGAGGAGAAGCGCGUGCUGCAGAUCAAGCUGGACGAGCCGGUGUCGGGGCCCGCCUCGCCCAAGGACCUGAGCAGCGAGGGCGACACGGCCUCGCACCUCAGCUCCAACGUGCAGAGCCUGCGCAAGUCGGUGGAGGGGCUGCGCCGGCAGCUGGCCACGGCCCAGAAGGAGUGCUCGGAGAGGAUGAUGCACUACGCCAAGGAGGAGAAGGUGAUCCGCGAGGAGAACCUGCGACUGCAGCGCAAGCUUCAGCUGGAGGUGGAGCGCCGCAAGGCCCUGUGCCGCCACCUGUCCGAGUCGGAGAGCAGCCUCGAGAUGGAGGACGAACGGGCGUACAACGAGCUGGCCACGCUGGGCGGCGGCAAGCUGUCCCGCACGGUGUCAAGCCCAGUCCCCUACCCGUCGCCCAGCUCCUCCCGGCCGCUGAGCCCUGGCGCGAGCAUGAUGGCCACGUCCGGGAGGGUGUGCCCCACGUGCGGCCAGGCGGGCCUCGCCCCGGCCCCGCUGGGCACCUGCUCGCCCCCGGCGCCCCCCCUGCCGCCCGUGUUCAGCCUGCGGCGCGCCUCGGACCGCUUCGUCAAGCCGCUGAACCCGCUCGCCCUGGGCCUGGCCCCCGCGGCGCCCGCCCCCGCCUGCGAGAUGCCCGUGGACCACCCCUCGGCCCCGUAACUCCGCCCGGCCGUCGUCUCGUCAGCUGUUGUGAUUCCGUUGUUCCUGCUCGCCUCGGGGUGGCCGGGCGAGCACGGACCGUUCGUGUUUAACAUUUGUUUUGCCGUGCCUAUUCCAUAUCUCAUGUUAAAAUUUCUAUUAACAAUGCUUCGUAAAAAAUUGUAAUUAUUUGUUGGAACAUUUGCUAGAAGUGAAUAUAUAUGUAGUUUUGUUGGACGUUUGAAGUGUUUUUGGGCAGAAUCAAGACUGACUUAGGAAGUAGUGAAUAUUCUUAAUGGUAACCGAGACUUUCGAAUCUGCUCGUCAAUUGCUUCUGAUAUUUUUUUGCUGGCGGGGGCGCUGCCUGCCGGUCGCCACAACCGCCGUGUCUGACCGCACGGCUAUUGUUGGGGCCGCGAGCCUGGCCUCGCCCGGACCGAGCGUGUGCAGUCGCGGCCGAUGGAGCAACUUCAGGACCAGAGCGCCGGCUGCUUUGCGGAGACGUCUCGGCGUGGGUCUUGCACAAACUUUUUUUUUUUAAGUCCGUGUUUCUAAUGUUGCGGCGGAUGCGUGUGUACAUGUAGGCUGUUUGCUGUCUUUCUCUGUGUCAGCUGUUGAGAACUAAACUUUAUAUGUUUUUUUUUUAAUGUGCAUCUUGCCAACAAGUCAGACAACCACAAAUGGUUUUUAUGGAGUUACGUUGAUUUCUUUUUUAAAGUUCUCGAGAAUUCUCAAUGUUUUGUCACGACUAUGUUGUUAUCACUUUUGACAAGUGUGAUGUUUUUUUUUAAAGUAACAAGUGGUUUUUUUUUUUUGGUUGAUGGAUUAAUAUUUUUGUGAACUUAGCUACAGGUAGCCAGCUUUAUUGGAGAGUUAAGUAUUUCAAGCUGAACACCGUAAAGUGUGUACAAGUAACAUCUUACUUGAGUUUGUUUGUGUGUUCAGGGAAUGAAGCAUGGGAAUUAGCUUUGGAAAGUUGGCGGUGCUGUGGAAUGCAAAAUUAAUGUAGUUGUAAUUCUGUGUUACCAGGCUUGAAAACAUUUUUAUAUGCUAGCUGACUGUGGAAGAAUGCCGUUGUUUUGCUUGUAAGCGAUGAAUAGGUACUUGUUGCACUGAUUGGAAAGAUUAUUACCGGACGUAUGAUUCGCAGUGAGAGGUUUAACUAUUUUUAUUUUGUUCUUUUGGCACUAAAUAUGGACAUGAUGGUGAUUGGUAGAUGGCUUUGCGAAGGUGUUUUUAAUGAUGAUCAAGAUUGUCAGAUGGAGUGGCAAUACUUAUUGGUGUAAACAUCUCAUAUUUCACUGUCGCAGAGAUGAGAAUGAAAGUGCAGCUUGCUUCUGUGAUGAUCCAGUAAAACUAUUUACAGCUUGCAACAAAAAAAAGUUGGAUUGUUUAUUUAAUUUUAAAAAAUUGGAGUUAUGUGGACAGCCACUGUUGAAAUUAAUUAUUGCCGGCUAGAUGUAAAUACUGCGUUAACUUUCUUGAAACAUAAUAAAAACAUGAUUAGUAAUUACAUUUCUGUGGAAGUUAGCAUUUAUUGCCAGUAAAUGCGAGUAAAAUAUACAUAUUUGUAACAGCUGUUAGAACAUUUAUAUUUUUAAUGUAAAGUAGAUUAAUAAUUGUUUAUGACAAUUUCACAUAACCCAAGUAACCGUGUAUAGAUCGUAUUCAACUGUCCAAGGAACCGGACACAACUGCUGAUAUGGUAUUGUCAUGUGGUUCACUUCGAACUGCCCACAAAGACUUGUCCCACAGAUGAAGGCUACUCUAGCGAUGAGGUGUACAAUCAGGUUCCACCGGAUGCUGAAGUCACUAGCGAAUUUUAGUAAAGGUCAUGAAAGUCCCUCAAAAGUAAAGAAUUUUCAAAAGUUUUCAUUUAAGAGUCUAGAAUUUCUUCGAUGCAAAUUCAACUUUGGAGUUAAUUGGCUUUAGAGAUUUCUUGGUUUGAACUCCCAAAUGUGGUGUUUCCGUAAAGGUGCAAUAUUUUUGCAUCUGCUGAUGUUUGAAAACGAAAGCUUGUAGAUAAAGUCAUCGACAUUGCACUGUAGUUAAUAUAAAAUCAAUGACACAUGUUGGUUAUGCUUGCCUCUGUUUGUUUAUUUCAUUAAAGGAAUUAAGGCACUAAAGAGAAAGUUACUAAUUUUUAUCUCUGCGAACUGGUAGACACGCUUUAUUAGAGUCCGUGGCGUGUCGGUCGCUAGGCGCCGGAAGCACGGCCAUUGUCGUGCGUGCGCGGUAGAGUGAGCACAGAAGUGGUGUGUCUGAACGUAAACAGGGUUCGAAGCGAGAUUCAUCAUCGUACGCGCGCACUACACUUCAUGUGCGUACAUUCAGUUUGGAAGUAUUGCAGAAGUAUACUAUAUUGUGUACGUUAUGUACUACCAAUGCGAUCUUCCUCGAACACAAGGAUUUUUGUCGAACUCUGCUUGCGUCUUGGCUCCGACAGACUUGGACGAGGUUAACGUAGACUGCAGCACAUUCAGAGUGCCGUGCCGUAUGUUCGAUACGAAUCACAUUUUUAAUAUCGACAUAUGAAGUUUGCCAAUUUUGGAUUUUGCUUUUGCCGGUGUGGUUCAUUUGGCUACAUUGUAAUUAAAAUUUUGUGUAUCCAGUAAUCAGCACAUUGGUGACGAGACACAGUGGAAUGUUUGUGCGAUGUGUGAUGAUGGCCUCUGACAGGGAGAAGAUGCAUGUAUGUCUAGACAACCGGAAAUUCUGCAAACUUGCUUGGCCUCCGGCUAAAAUUCAAAGCCUUGUGCGUGUUCUACCAACGUUUGCUUUUUCAUUGGCUGUUUUCUCAGUGGGAACCUUCUUGUACUUGUUAGCUGAUUGGUUUACUUGUCUGUUAACAGGGCGUAGUUGGCUUACGGUCGUUAAGGUAUGUGUUGAGCGAGAGCUUGAAGGUUUGCAGUCUAGCUUGCAUCCAAAUUAAUCUCUGAAAUUUCAGUGUCCCUGAUAAUGUGUUCCCUUCAUUCGUGUUGCAUGCAACUACAUCUGGCCGCCCGUAAUGGAGGAAAUGUGUUUCUGGAGUCACGAUAGUGGGACAGGCAAUAUGGACGCCAAAUAUCGUGUGAUACUGAACAUGCAGUUUACCUGAGAGACAAACAAAAAAUAAACUUGUUUUCAUACAAAAUGUUCUGACCUUUUCUUGGGCACCUAUAUAGUGCAUGUACGACAGCCGGCAAUUUUCACAAGUUCGCUUUAGUUGACGUUGACAGAAAAACAUUGAAUUCAAAUUUAACAAAUCUUAAAACACUCACAAAUUUUGUAGCAUUGAUGUCACAGGUGAUUGGGUGGAAAGCUGGAAAGUUAUUUUAUUUACUUUGUGCUCAUCAUGCGAUUGAGAUUCCAGCAUUAUGUCCUUCCACGUGAAUACUGUGUGCUCAUGUUGUUCUCCUUACUGUAUUAGUCUUGUUUAAUGUUGGUAAUGACUCCUAGAAAAUCAUAGUCAGCUAAAGAUAAUUGAAGUAGAAAUCUAUGAAUUUUGAUUGCAGGCACUUUUUUUUUUAUUCUCAUUGCCAACUUCGUACUGCUAGUAACAGCUGAUUACAUGAAUAUGAUAUAUCAUAUUUUCAAAUAAGAUUUUUUGUGAUGCUAAACUUUCGUAGAAUGCACUUCACCGAUUCGUGUGAGUUAAAAUUGUACUAGCUGAGGUAGAAGUAUAGACAGUGUGUGUUACAUUGGAGCUCUCCUACAUGACUUUUUUUUUUCCCUGUUACUUUAUUACUUUUGACAUUUCAUGCCGAUCGGUGAUGCUUCGUGUGGAAGAGAGCCGCACUCUGGGCUGUCUGGUUGAAGACGUAGAAGUUCAUCGACGAAUGCAAGCGGCAUCCAACGAGACAGCCGUGACCCGUGACUCGACAGCACCGCAGAAUUCCGAGCCAGAAGACAGUCCGAGGGGUGGGGUCGUGGAGACAAGUGGUUCGAACGAGGCGUCCUCACGCAUGUUUCGGUUGUAUUCCACGGUUCGGCACCUAGAUUGUCAGGAUCGCAAAGUAGUUGUGACUUUUUAAAUUACACUCUUUGGAAAUACUGCAAAUCGCAAGCGUAGCACAAGCCUCAGCACAGAUUUUUUUUUUUUGCUUUCGCGUAGCAGCUUUAAGAUCUAAUGUUUGUGUGUGUUUCAGAAAUGUUACUAGUAUAUCCUCACACACCCACUACUUGGGUCCUCUGCAUAGCUACCUGCUCUAUUGCUUCUGGUGCAACGUACCGUUCAGAGCUAGGUCGCGCUUGUAGAAGUGAUUAUUUUUGGUGUGAAUGGAUAGUAUAAAGCUUUCAAAAUUGUCUUUCAAACAAAAAAAAAUGCAGUGUUCUACCAAUUUCUUGUAACACUUGUUCUUUCAUGUCAAUGGUCUGUAUUGCAACGUAACACAAGUUCAUGUCUUGUUAAGUUAUUUACUGUAGUCUUGUAGCUAUAUGCAUGUUCAAGUAAGGUAACAAUUUUUGAAGUGAUAGGUUUUUUUAUUUUAUUUUAACAAGUGUUAUGUUUGUAACACACUACUGCUUCAAAGGUUUUAAUGUAACAAAAUAAACCUAACAGUACAUACUCAGUUUAGUUUUAUUUUGUCCUUCAAGAGAAUCAAGAUUUCAUUAGUACAUGUGCAUUUAGUUUGCAGUUGAGUUGGAGUUCUCGUGUCGUGAAUGAACUUUUUCUGAUCAUUGUAGUGAGCACUGGCAACUAACUUGGUUUGGAAAAUUCUGAUAAAAAUUUUUGUUCAAAGUGC